Bacillus rossius redtenbacheri is the source of this 1466-nucleotide messenger RNA. It is a transcript of the gene Sirt6, whose product is annotated as NAD-dependent protein deacetylase Sirt6. The transcript has 6 exons. The record is from RefSeq and is a predicted model, not a curated record. Gene Ontology annotation, cellular component: nucleus. Lineage: Eukaryota; Metazoa; Arthropoda; Insecta; Phasmatodea; Bacillidae. The coding region runs from base 311 to 1336 and encodes 341 amino acids. Gene Ontology annotation, biological process: negative regulation of transcription by RNA polymerase II. Gene Ontology annotation, molecular function: histone H3K9 deacetylase activity, NAD-dependent; NAD+ binding; transcription corepressor activity.
UUAUAAACGUAAACAAUCGUUCUGAAAAUAGCUGUGAUAUUUUAGUACAAAUAUUUCCGUUAAAAAUCUGAAAAUAAAUGACCGUAAAUGUUGACACGCGAUAGUACAUAAAGUACAAAUUGUGUAAUAAAAGGUUGCCAUUUUGAGAUGCUUCAACAUUCACAUUUUUACUCAAGAACAAAUAUUUUAAUUUUCAACUUUAAACAAUUGUGAAUUACUGCAAUAUUGGGUGGAUUUAUCGUUUUCCCUGUGUGAGGAGUUUGACUCAGAAGAUGUGUUUAAAGCGAAAGUGCAGCAGUUGGCAGAAUGGAUGUUGGAAGCACAGCACGUAGUGGUUCACACUGGUGCAGGUAUUAGUACAGCUGCUGGGAUACCCGACUUCAGGGGACCAAAUGGUGUCUGGACUCUAGAAAAGAAGGGAUUGAAACCAAACUCAAAUGUGUCGUUCAACGAAGCAGUUCCAACUAAAACACACAUGGCAUUGGCGAAGUUAGUAGAAAUUGGAAAGGUGCAGUAUAUUGUGAGCCAGAACAUUGAUGGGUUGCACUUGCGCUCGGGUGUGCCACGCUCCAAGAUAUCAGAACUGCACGGCAACAUGUUCACAGAGCAGUGCAGCCAGUGUGAACGGCAGUUUGUGCGCCGCGAGGCCACCACGUCUGUCGGGCAGAAGAGUUUGGGGAGGAGCUGCCCGGCACUGAUGCGACAUGGUCGGCCGUGUCGAGGACAUUUGCGCGAUACCAUUCUCGACUGGGAACACAGUCUUCCCGAGCGAGACCUCGCCAUGGCAGACUUUCAUUCCUGCAUAGCAGAUCUGAGCAUUUGCUUAGGUACAACACUUCAGAUAGUUCCAAGUGGUAACCUUCCACUCUGCACCAAGAAACAUGGAGGUCGGUUGGUAAUAUGCAAUCUUCAACCAACCAAACAUGACCGGAAAGCCAACUUGAUCAUACAUGGUUUUGUAGAUGAUGUCAUAAGUCAAUUACUGACAUUGCUAGGUAUUCCAAGUUGCACAUAUGAUGUAUCCAAGGAGCCCACGAAGAUAAAAUGGAAGCCGUACAUUGAAUGGACCAUCGAGCGAAAACAAGUAGCUGUUAUGAAAAAGUGGUAUGAAGCUAAGUGUUGCAAACAAGGCAAGAAACGAGGUAUCACACAAGGAAGUAGGUGUGUCAAAAGAAGUAAACUAGAUGAAGAUGCUGAAGAUAAUUUAGAUAUGAGUGUAGGUCAUAGUUGUGAAGAAAAUAUUAAAGUUGAGGAUUCCUCUUCUACUUUAAUCCAGCCCAAACAAGAAACCGACAUAUUAAAGCAAAAACCCACUUGUGAUAUUUCCUUAAAAUAAGGAUUUAAAACUCCAAAGUUAAUUCAUGUGAACAGUUAAUGUGAAUUUUUUUUAUACUUCUGUUGCCCUUUGUGAUUGUCUAAGUAUGUGUGUAUAAUGUUUUCAUAUUAAAAAAUUACUUUUUGAAAAA